This is a messenger RNA of Parastagonospora nodorum SN15, 258 nucleotides long. RefSeq lists its product as hypothetical. The transcript is spliced from 3 exons. Bases 1 to 258 code for a protein of 85 amino acids. Lineage: Eukaryota; Fungi; Ascomycota; Dothideomycetes; Pleosporales; Phaeosphaeriaceae. The record is from RefSeq and is a predicted model, not a curated record.
AUGCACCGCCUACGAAUAUGCAUACCAUAUCUCGCACCCCAGGGUGAUACUCCGCAGAUGGAGAUCGCCGACCCGAUGAUCGCAAGAUCUAGCUCAAGAACCAGUCGGAGGGGAUGCAUGGGCGGAAAUGCCGCUGUCCUGCCGCAAGACGUGUUCAACCACGGUGCCAUUACCCGUCCGGUCGAAGCAGGUAUCGGAAAGCCACAUCGACGCCACCACUCAUCGAGCAUUGCUACCGUGCAACCGAUGUACUACUAG